GUUGCCUCUCUUGACAGGGCGCUCUCUUUUAAAAGGAGGAAGAAUUAUGACAACAUUUUCAAAAGACAAAAGUUGAGAAACACCGGUAAAAAGUUUGGAAUUAAUCUCGUACUUGAAAAUAUUUAUUGGAACCAUCAACAUGUCAAAGCGCCUCACCCCAAGUUAUUAUAUUGUUCAUGACUACACAGAUGAUAAUAAUCAAGAAGAUGUCGAAAUGGAGUUGGAAAAAGCUUUAGCAAUGCAGGUGAAACACAUAAUCAUUGAGCCUUAUAGACUAGGAAAUGAAACUGCCUCUUGGAUUAAAAUGGGAAAUUUCCUCCACAAAGCUUCUGUUGUUAGUGGUGUCAUUUCAUUAUCUACUGGAUAUUUCCAAAAGGAUCUGUUCUCAUUUCCCCUUGCUGCUGCCAGCUUUCUCACCGCCGGUGUGUACGCAGUGUCAUGGGCCAGCGAUCCUUGUUGCAAAUAUCAGUUAGAGACAAAUAUCAGAAAAGUCCAAAGACUGCAAUUGCAAGACUUGACUUCGACGUCACAAGUGAUUCUUGUUCGAAGAGAUGACAGUCGACGGAAAUAUUUGCAAAACAUUGUGUCCAUCUCGGCCAUACUACUCUGUGCUUACAAAGUGUACAGUGUGUACUACUCAUGAUGAUUCUUGUUUUAUUGUUACUAUAUAAUAAUUGCAAAAUAAAUAAAACAACUGUAAAAAUUUCA
This is a messenger RNA of Magallana angulata, 708 nucleotides long. Its product is annotated as transmembrane protein 11, mitochondrial-like. NCBI's taxonomy places the organism in Eukaryota, Metazoa, Mollusca, Bivalvia, Ostreida, Ostreidae. The transcript is spliced from 2 exons. Gene Ontology annotation, biological process: inner mitochondrial membrane organization. The coding region runs from base 140 to 643 and encodes 167 amino acids. Gene Ontology annotation, cellular component: mitochondrial inner membrane. The record is from RefSeq and is a predicted model, not a curated record.